AUUGACGUCCACUAGAUGGCGCCCGGGCUGACACCAUGUAUGUCUGCCUUCUAUUGUGAAGCCGAAGAAGAGCAUUGGCCAGCCGAUGGCAACAUGUCUGAUUACGACAGCGUCCAGAAAAGUGCCCUGAAAAUCAAAGGUGUCGGAGCCAUUUCUUCUGGAAAAAAGAAGAAAAAGAAGGAGAAGGAGAGCAAGCAUCGCAUGGAGCAGAUGGUGAGCGGUCAGAACGAGGAGGAGGGCAAGGCCACAAAGGCCUACAUGGACAAAAGGACACCAGCUCAGAUCGCCUUUGACAAGAUGCAAGAAAAGAGGCAAAUGGAGAGGAUUUUAAACAAAGCGUCCAAGACACACAAGCACAGAGUGGAAGACUUUAAUCGCCACCUGGACAACCUGACAGAGCAUUACGAUAUUCCUAAAGUCAGCUGGACCAAAUAAGUCUUGGUUUUGUUUUGUGCUUGUUUAAUGUAUUUACCAGGAUAAGUGGCCUACUGGGUCAGUGUAUGUUUUGGUCAUUGAAUUUUGUUUUACUUAAGUGGGAAUUGAAAAAUAAAAAGCGAUUGGUUUA
Molecule: messenger RNA, 565 nt
Organism: Nerophis ophidion (straightnose pipefish)
Lineage: Eukaryota; Metazoa; Chordata; Actinopteri; Syngnathiformes; Syngnathidae
Product: protein FAM32A-like
Exons: 4
Coding region: 16-435 (139 amino acids)
Cellular component (GO): nucleolus
Source: RefSeq, a predicted model, not a curated record